CCUUAUUCGGCGAAUCUCUCUCUCUCUCUCCCUCUCCCUCUCCCGGGUCCCAACAGACAAUUCGUUGAAGCCCGGAUCUUCUUAUGUCCUUAAAAAAUUCUAGUAAAUCCGCAUUAAAUCUCUAUAAAUCUCCGCGUCUUUCGACACUACGUCCGAGCAUUAACAUCUGUUACAAUCUCCCUUAUCGCCAAUCUCCACCUAUCUCCUUAACCCCUUUUCUAUUGUUUCUCAAAUACCCCCGUCUCUUUCUCGGCUUCUUGGCUUCUCAGUCUCAGCCAUCAUUGACCACCCAAAGAAAAAGAAGAAAGUUGCAACCUUUGGGGUAGAUAGAAAACAGGGCUCCUGGUUAGAAAGAGGCGGGGUCGUUGAUUUCGAUGCAAAUGGGUCUUUUGCAUCUGCUCGUCUUCUCUUCUCUGCUCCUUGCACUGUGCAGUGCGGAGAUUUCGAGCAAGAUCGGAGUGAACUACGGCCAGCUAGGAAACAACCUCCCGUCGCCGACCCGGUCCGUCUGGCUCAUCAAGCACCAGCUCAAGGCCCAGCGCGUCAAAAUCUACGAUGCCAACCCGAGCAUUCUCCGAGCCCUUGAGCACACCGGCAUUCAAGUCUCGGUCAUGGUCCCGAACGAGCUCAUCAACGCCAUCGCCGUCAACCAGACGCUCGCCGACUCGUGGGUCGGGUCCAAUGUGGUGCCUUUCCACCCGGCGACCAAGAUUCGGUACCUCCUCGUAGGCAACGAGAUCCUCAGCUCCGCUGACAACACGACUUGGUUCAACCUCGUGCCGGCGAUGCGAAAGGUCAAGAAGGCCCUGAAGAGGCACAAGGUCCACCACAAGGUCAAGGUGGGGACUCCGCUAGCGAUGGACGUUCUUGCGACGUCAUACCCGCCCUCGAGCGGCUCGUUCAGGCUCGACGUGUCGGACCGUGUCAUGAAGCCGAUGCUCCAGUUCUUGAACCGGACCAAAUCCUUCUUUUUCAUCGACGUGUACCCGUAUUUUGCCUGGUCCUCCGACCCGAAGACAAUCGACCUCAACUACGCACUGUUCGAGUCCAAGAACGUGACCGUCAAGGACCCCGGCACCGGCCUGGUCUACACGAACCUUUUCGACCAGAUGGUGGACGCGGUAACCUUCGCGAUGAAGAAACUCGGGUACCCGAACAUCCCGAUCUGGAUCGCCGAGACGGGCUGGCCCAACGCCGGCGACUACGACCAGAUCGGCGCCAACAUCUACAACGCCGCCACGUACAACCGCAACGUCGUCAAGAAGCUCUCGGCCCGACCGGCCAUCGGGACACCGGCUCGACCCGGUUGGGUCCUGCCUUCCUUCAUGUUCGCGCUCUACAACGAGAACCAGAAGACGGGUCCGGGCACGGAGCGGCACUUCGGGCUGUUGUACCCGAACGAUUCGUUCGUGUACGACAUCGAUCUCAGCGGAGAGACGCCGGACACUGAGUACGGGAAGUUGCCGGCGCCGACGAACAACGAGCCUUACGAGGGGAAGAUAUGGUGCGUGGUGGCGAAGCGAGCGAACCGGAGCGCGUUGGCGUCGGCAUUGUCGUACGCGUGCUCGCAGGGGAACGCGACCUGCGGGCCGAUCCAACCGGGCAAGGCCUGCCAUAGAAAAGGUUCGCUGGUCCGGCAAGCGAGCUACGCGUUCAGCUCCUACUGGGCCCAGUUCAGGAAGACGGGCGGGUCUUGUUACUUCAAUGGGCUGGCCACUCAAACCAUCGAAGACCCAAGUUAUGGAUCCUGCGAGUUCCCUGCAGUGACUCUCUGAAGAACUUGGACUGGCUAGAAGAGGUGAUGCCACCUUCUCCGUUUUUCCUCUUCAGGACUCGGGUGCUUGUCCCCUCUGACAGCAUAUUUUCUUGGAACAACUUGGAUAUUACUGAUUAAGCCAAACUUCUAGGGCAUGUGGCAAACUCAAGUCAAUCGUUUUCAUCGUCUUUGGUUGUGUCAUCACAACGAGCCUUAGAUGAAUGAUGGGCAGGUGAAAUCAGUAGUCAGGUUUCAUCAAAAGUUGCGUUGGUUUCCAGAUUGCUACUAGAAGGUUUCAACGACUACAUCCCACCAUUUUUCAAACCACACUCGACCUUACCUACCUUCUGAUUGAGACAAUUUGUUGAUGAUCCAUGGCAAGCAGCUAUUUCUGCAUGUUCAGACAGACUCUUUCUUUAAAUUCAUAUGAAGCAUUGCUGCUGUAAUUUUUUUUUUCAAUUGCGGAUUAUAAGUUGACGAUAUUGCUGAAAACAUGACUGAUUAUUUCUUGACAUUUCCUUCUUUGGAUUCCUACGAAUAAAGAUGGUUGCAGAUUGAAAUCUA
Messenger RNA from Eucalyptus grandis, 2320 nucleotides. RefSeq names its product probable glucan endo-1,3-beta-glucosidase A6. Gene Ontology annotation, molecular function: hydrolase activity, hydrolyzing O-glycosyl compounds. The record is from RefSeq and is a predicted model, not a curated record. The coding region runs from base 375 to 1775 and encodes 466 amino acids. Gene Ontology annotation, cellular component: plasma membrane. Gene Ontology annotation, biological process: carbohydrate metabolic process. The transcript is spliced from 3 exons. Lineage: Eukaryota; Viridiplantae; Streptophyta; Magnoliopsida; Myrtales; Myrtaceae.